CACCAUUGAAAACUGCCGAAUGUCUGUAGAGACGCUCAACCAUCCGACCGACGGGCGGGGUAACUCCGACCGCUAAGCCCGACAACACCAGCCCUAAUCCGCAACAGCCUAGCAUUGCAAUCAACUUUCCCCUCCCUAAUCACCGAUUAGCGCCCAUAACUGCAGCUUGGCCUGGGGGUCACAUCACAGCGCGGGCGUGCGGCGGAGCAAACCUGAAGACGAACUCCGCAAGCAAACUUCAGAUGGCCAGGUAUAAAGCCUGGGAUCGUCCAGCUUGAAGCACUAUCAUUCUCAUUCGCAUCAUCAACACUUCCCCCUUCACCUCCCAUUGCAUUGCUCCAUCGCCCACUCAACAAGAUGAACCCCGUCAACACCAAGCCCUACCAGCUCCCGGCCGAUGCAACCUGGUUCAUAACCGGCUGCUCCAGCGGUAUCGGCCGCGCGCUGGCCACGCGUGUCGCUGCUCAACGCGGCCACCGCCUCAUCGCGACCGCCCGCAACCCUGCCAGCCUCUCCUACCUGCCCGACGACAACCCCUCGAUCCUCAAGCUCGCACUGGACGUGACCUCCCCCGAGGCGGUGGACGCCGCCUUCGAGGCCGCGGCAGCCCACUUCGGGGACAGCUCCUAUAUCGACGUGCUGGUCAACAACGCAGGCUACCCGCUGUCCGGAGACAGCGAGGCCGUGACCGAGGCGGAGAUGCACGACGAGUUCGAGACCAACUUCUUCGGGACGGUGCGCGUCGCCCUGAAGGCUGUGGCGGUGAUGCGGCAGUCGCCCACGCGCCGCGGUGGGCUCAUCUUCAACGUCUCCUCCGUGGCGGGCGUGUGCGCCUUCCCGGGCCAUGCCUUCUACCACGCCAGCAAGUUCGCAGUCGAGGGGUGGACCGAGUCGGUGGCACGGGAGGUGCACCCUGAUUGGAACAUCAACUUCUGCAUCGUCGAGCCCGGCGCCGUCAAGACCAACUUCGAGACGACCAGCAAGAAGCACAUCAAGCCGCACGAGGCCUACGCCGCGCCCGAUCUGCCAGCCAGGCAGCUCGAGGUGUUUGUGAAGAAGGGGCUCGAGGCGGGCGUCGGGGUGCAGCCCGAGCAGGUGGCGCAGGUGUUGUAUCAGGUGGCGGCCCGCGGCGAGAAGGUGCCGCUGUGGUUGCCGCUGAGCGGGACGGCCAUCAUGCUCAUCACGGCCAAGCUGAACGGCAGACUGCAGGAGCUGGAGAGUAACAAGGAGUUGAGUGCGAUUGAUAAGGACCAGGCCCAGUUCAAGCUUAACUAG
Aspergillus brunneoviolaceus CBS 621.78 is the source of this 1275-nucleotide messenger RNA. Its product is annotated as SDR family oxidoreductase. Lineage: Eukaryota; Fungi; Ascomycota; Eurotiomycetes; Eurotiales; Aspergillaceae. The record is from RefSeq and is a predicted model, not a curated record. Bases 358 to 1275 code for a protein of 305 amino acids. The transcript has 3 exons.